AUGAAACGUGUUUUUGUAUACAGAAACAAAUUAGAAGAGGAUGGAAAACUUAUGGCCGUGGAAGACACGAUUAAAGACUUCAAGAAGGCAAUCACGUCUCAAUUUCAGCUUAAACAGGAAAACUUAAAGUGUUUUUCCGCGAAUGGGUGUGAAAUUAAUGACGUAAGGGUAAUAAGAGACAAUGAAAAAAUUUAUUUAUCUUAUGAAUAUGAUAAAACGAGUAAAAAUUGUGAUACUUUAGCAAAAUCGACUGAGAACUUAAAUGUUUCUGAAGACAAAGACAGGAUAGUUUCUGACUGGAUAAGGCUUAAUGUAGGAGGCAAACUCUUUGUAACUUCUCGAUCAACGCUGCUAGCUAAAGAGCCUUUGUCUAUGCUUGCCCGAAUGUUUGCAAAUGAUAACAAUAUGUACUUAAUGAAUCCUAGUGCAACUGAUGAUACUGGGGCUUAUUUAAUUGAUCGAAGCCCAGAAUACUUUGAACCAAUUUUAAAUUAUUUAAGACAUGGAAAUGUUAUUUUAGAUAAAAAUAUAAAUCCAAAGGGUGUUUUGGAAGAAGCUGUGUUUUAUGGGCUUGAUUCAAUGAUUCCACAGUUAAACCAGUUAAUUGAAGAAUCUUUAAGUAUUAGUAGUAACAAUACAUCACUAACAAGAAUGGAUGUAGUUAAAUUAAUUAUUAUGACACCCACACAAUCUGAGUUGCGAUUUCAAGGUGUUAACUUGGCUGGAGCUGAUCUAAAUAGGUUGGAUUUGAGGUAUAUUAACUUUAAGUAUGCCUGUCUCUCACGAUGUAAUCUAAGUGGAGCAAAUCUAUCUCACUGCUGUUUAGAAAGAGCGGACUUAUCUCAUGCCAAUUUAGAAGGGGCUCAGUUGUUAGGUGUAAAAGCCUUAUGUGCUAAUAUGGAAGGUGCUAUUUUAAAGGGAUGUAACAUGGAAGAUCCAGCGGGAUCUAGAGCUGUGAUGGAAGGAGUUAAUUUAAAAGGUGCAAAUUUAGAAGGAAGUAAUAUGGGUGGUGUUAAUUUACGUGUGGCAACAUUAAAAAAUGCCAACCUACAAAAUUGUGACCUCAGGGCUGCAGUAUUAGCUGGAGCAGAUUUGGAGUGUUGCGAUUUAUCUGGCAGUGAUCUCCAUGAAGCAAAUUUGAGAGGAGCUAAUUUAAAAGACGCAGCAUUUGAACUGAUGCUGACUCCCUUACAUAUGUCACAAACUAUUCGA
Brenthis ino (lesser marbled fritillary) is the source of this 1212-nucleotide messenger RNA. The record is from the annotation of a GenBank genome assembly. Lineage: Eukaryota; Metazoa; Arthropoda; Insecta; Lepidoptera; Nymphalidae.